Messenger RNA from Boleophthalmus pectinirostris (great blue-spotted mudskipper), 2613 nucleotides. RefSeq names its product E3 ubiquitin-protein ligase TRIM39-like. The coding region runs from base 303 to 1913 and encodes 536 amino acids. The transcript has 2 exons. The record is from RefSeq and is a predicted model, not a curated record. NCBI's taxonomy places the organism in Eukaryota, Metazoa, Chordata, Actinopteri, Gobiiformes, Gobiidae. Gene Ontology annotation, molecular function: protein binding; zinc ion binding.
CUUGUUUCUCUGUGGUCGACUUCACUGUUUACCAAAUGUUUCCCUGGUCAUUCUUUUGUGGACUGUAUUGAUUUCAGUCAUAUGUUUCCCCACUAUAACAGAGUCUUCUUCUACACACAUCACUGUGUUGAUGUGGUGUGUGGAGUGGAGUCUAACCAGGGAAUGGGGAGGAGCUUCACCUCAGUGUUACACAAGAGAAAUGAAAGUGAAACUUAGAGAGCAGCUGCCUGUCGACAGUCUCUGAUCUACACAGAGUUCACCUGACGUCUUCUGAGCUUGGAAAACAGAUUCACACAUUCAAAAUGGCGUCUGUCAGCUGUGUUCUGUCUGAAGACCAGCUCCUGUGCUCCAUCUGUCUGGAGGUCUUCACUGACCCUGUCUCCACUUCCUGUGGACACAGCUUCUGCAAAACCUGCAUCUAUCAGCACUGGGACCACAGCGAGCAGUACCAGUGUCCAGUCUGUAAGGAGGACUUCAGCUCCAGACCUCAACUAAAAACCAACACUUUUAUGUCUGAGAUGGUCUCCCAGUUCAGAGGACCUCAAGAGGAACCAGACCACGAGGAGUCACAGGACUCGUCUGAAGCAGGAGGUGUUCCCUGUGACAUGUGCUCUGAACCCAGACUCAGGGCGGUCAAGUCCUGCCUGGUCUGUCUGGCCUCCUACUGCCCCACUCACCUGGAGCCUCACCGGAGCACCGCCCGCCUCCAACGACACCACCUCAUCUGCCCCGUGGAGAACCUGGAGGAGCGCAUCUGCCAAGAGCACGACAAACUUCUGGAGCUGUUCUGUAAAACAGAGAAGAAGUUCAUCUGUCUGCAGUGCACCUUCUCUCAGCACAAAGACCACCCUGCAGUGCCCCUCAAAGAGGAGUGUGAGAGACAGCAGGCAGAGCUGGAGACACUGGUGAAACAAAGGCGACAGAAGAUCCAGGACAUCCAGGACUCUGUGAAGGUUAACAACAAGAACGCUGAUCUGGAGAUGGCUGAGGGGGUUAAAGUCUUCACAGAUUUGAUGGAGUGUGUUCAGAAGAGUCUGGACCAGUUCAAAGAGAGAAUCACAGGAGAUCAGAAGAAGGUGGAGGACAGGGCCUCAGAGCUGAUAGAGAAGUUAGAGCAGGAGAUCUGUGUCCUGCAGCAGAGAAGAGCUGACAUGAAGCUGGUUUCUGAGGACCACUUCAGUUUUAUCCAGACCUUCUCCUCAGUGAAACCUGCUCCAGAGCUGGAGGACUGGACACAAGUGAAGGUUUCUCCUCAGUCGUACGAUGGUCUCGUAGCUCAAGCUGUGUCUGAGCUGGAGAAGACUCUUGUUCCACAGAUAAAGAAGGUUUCUGAGGCCGAGUUGAGGAGAGUGCAGCAGUAUGAAGUGGACGUGACUCUGGAUCCUGACACAGUUCAUCCAAAUCUGGUCUUGUCUCAUGAUAAUAAACAGGUUAAAUACAAGAAAGUGAUGAUGAAUUAUCCAGAUGUACCACAGAGAUUUUCUACAACAGCCUGUGUUUUAGGGAAACAGAAGUUCUCUUCAGGGAGGUCCUACUUCCAGGUUCAGGUCAAAGGAAAGAUCUGGUUUUUAGGAGUGGCCAGAGAAUCAGUGGAGAGAAAGGGAACAGUUACUCUUAAUCCACAGAGUGGAUACUGGACAAUUAGACUGGUGGAUGAUCAGUAUAAAGCUUGUGCUGGUCCUCCCAUCCCUCUGUCCCUGAGGACCAAUCCUGAGACUGUGGGGGUCUUUGUGGAUCAUGACCAGGGUCUGGUCUCUUUUUAUGAUGUGGACAGUGCAGACCUGCUCUACUCUUUCACUCACUGCUCUUUCUCUGGGAACAUCCUACCAUUUUUUUCACCAGAGUUUAAUAGUAAAAAUAUUGAUAAAUCAGCUCCUCUGAGAAUUACACCUGUCAAAAAGAGUAAAGAAUGAUACUCACACAGACAAAUAAGAACAUCUACAAUAUUAGAUCAUUCAUUUGUCCUCAACUUGGAAUAAACUGCACUACAUUCUUACUGAAAACAAAGACAAGGAUCAGUUGCUACAGACAUAUAUCUAUAUGUGUAAACUUAAAUAAAAUAGGCCUAUGUCAUACAGGUGAUAAGUUAAAAUGAAAAAUGGAUUACUAAUUGUAUCACACUUUGAAUGUUUAUGGAAUGGACAAUUUAAUUUGUUUACAUUUUAAUACAAUCUAUUGUUUCUUUUAACAAUAACAAUUAAUUAGUGAUUUGUGAAUCUUGUGAACAGAAAUGUCAGUUUUGUUUCAUUGUUUUAACUCAAUAUUUACAGAGAUAUUAACUUUAUCCUUCACAAAAUGAUUCAUCAUCACCUAUUGAUACAGUGACGUCGCACUAAAACCUGAACAGUCUGAACAUGUGAGACAGACUCUUCUGUGACACUUUAAAUCCAGACUCAAAACAUUUCUGUUUAACUGUGCAAAUAACUGAAAGGUUUUCAUUCCGCACUCUUCUCUCCAAUUUAUGUCUCUCUUUUUUAAUUUUAAUCUUCAUGAUUAUUUAUGUUUUGAUUUGUUUUUAUUAUGAUUUUAAUGUAUUAAUUAUUCUGUAAAGCACUUUAAAUUACUUUGUGUACGAAUUGUGCUGUACAAAUAAACUUGCCUUGCCUUACACUG